ACUUUUAACAUGAUUUCCCCAACAGGAUUCUACUUAGUCAGGUUGAAAACGACGGAAUGAGCCCAAAAAACUUAACUAUGAUUUAUAGAUUUGAAUCAUAUUAGUGAGAUCGUGAUGAUGAGUUUGUCCCGGUGAUGAACGCGGUCCGUUCUGUUAGCUGGUCUGUCAUUAAGGAGGAGCGGUAGAAUAGUCUGCCUAUACUGGGUGUGGAAAUACUCUACCCAUACAGCUGGUCGAUGACUUAUCUGUUCUUCCAAUGACAGGGAAUAUUGAGCACGAAGAGAUUGAAAGCAGAGGAGGUCAAGACACGAGGAAACAGCGAGGAAAAACUGAGGACAAGUAAAGUGUUACCAUGGUGACACUGCGGAGGCUUCCACGCUGAAUCGUUCCAGAUCGUUCCAGAGCCCUGAGUGGAGUCAGAGUCUCCUGAUAAUUCUUCCUGGAUCUGCUGUAACCUUCUGGGAUGAAGAGGUUGCCCUGAGCAACACAGACGGGCACACACGGGCACAGACAGGUUCUAGAUGGAGUGAGACGGUCCGAUUUCAACCGAACCAAAGCACGACUCUGGCAGUGACAUCACCACCAUCAUGCUGCGACCAACUGAAGCACAUUGCUGAAGAUUCAGAAGAUGGAGGGAGGAGAGAGGAGGAGACAGAGGAUGGAGGGAGGAGAGGGGAGGAGACAGAAGAUGGAGGGAGGAGAGAGGAGGAGACAGAAGAUGGAGGGAGGAGAGAGGAGGAGACAGAGGAUGAGAGGAGGUGGUGGAGGGGUGUACAUGUGGCUGCUCCUGGUGUGUAUGUUGCUGGGGGAUGACCUGGGCUGGGUGACCCCUGGAGUUCAUGUUGGGGUCAAGGCUCAGGCCAAUGAAAGGAGAGUCCUGGCUCACAUUCCUGGUGACAUCAUCAUAGGAGCGCUGUUCUCUGUUCACCACCAACCUCCUGCAGACAAGGUCCAUGAGCGUAAGUGCGGAGCUGUCAGAGAGCAGUAUGGUAUCCAGCGUGUGGAGGCCAUGAUGUACACUCUGGACCUGAUCAACUCUGACCCUCACCUCCUACCCAACAUCACCCUGGGCUGUGAGAUCAGAGACUCUUGCUGGCACAGUGCGGUGGCUUUAGAACAAAGCAUCGAGUUUAUCAGAGACACACUGGUCUCCAACGAGGAAGAGGAGAGUCUGAGCCUGGGGAAAUGUCUGGGGGAAGACGGGAUAGAGAUGACCCCUGUUAGAGGGAAGAAACCCAUUGUAGGAUUGAUAGGACCAGGCUCCAGCUCUGUGGCCAUCCAGGUACAGAACCUGCUGCAGUUGUUCAACAUACCACAGAUCGCCUACUCUGCUACCAGCAUGGACCUCAGCGACAAGAGCCUGUAUAAGUACUUCAUGAGGGUGGUGCCGUCGGAUGCUCAGCAGGCCAGAGCCAUGGUGGACAUCGUCAAGAGAUACAACUGGAGUUACGUCUCUGCCAUACACACAGAGGGUAACUAUGGCGAGAGUGGUAUGGAAGCCUUUAAGGAACUGGCAGCUAGAGAGGGGAUUUGUAUAGCUCACUCGGAUAAGAUCUACAGCAACGCAGGAGAGCACAACUUUGACAAGCUGCUGGAGAAGCUGAGAGGACACCUGCCCAAGGCUCGGGUGGUGGCGUGCUUCUGCGAGGGCAUGACUGUACGGGGCAUACUGAUGGCAAUGAGACGGAGACAUCUAGUGGGGGAGUUCCUACUAGUGGGGAGUGAUGGCUGGGCUGACCGGUAUGAUGUGACAGAUGGAUAUCAGCAAGAGGCUGCUGGGGGAAUCACUAUAAAGCUGAAGUCAGCCUACAUCCCCUGGUUCGACGACUACUACCUGGCUCUGCAGCCAGAUGACAACACCAGGAACCCCUGGUUCACUGAGUUCUGGCAACACCGGUUCCAAUGUCGACUGAAGGGACACCCACAGGAGAACACCAAGUACAACCGCACCUGCAAUAGUAGAGAGUCUCUCCGUCAGCAGUAUGCCCAGGACACUAAGAUGGGGUUUGUCAUCAACGCUAUCUACUCCAUGGCUUAUGGUCUACACACUAUGCAGCAGAAAGUCUGCCCAGGAUACCAAGGUCUGUGUGAUGCCAUGCGGCCCAUCGAUGGUCGUAAGCUGCUGGAGUUCUUGAUGAGGACCAACUUCACUGGAGUCUCUGGAGAGACCAUCCACUUUGACCAGAAUGGAGACUCACCGGGCAGGUAUGAGAUCAUGAACUUUAAGCGUCUGGACGGUGGCGGUGGUGGUGACGGCGGUGGUGGUGGUGGGGAUCAGUACAGUUAUAUCCACGUGGGGAGCUGGGACCAGGGAGGGCUGAGGAUGGACGAUGAAGACAUCUGGGCUAACACCUCCACCAUUAUACAGUCUGUCUGCUCUGAACCAUGCCAGAAGGCACAGAUCAAGGUGAUCCGUAAAGGAGAGGUCAGCUGCUGUUGGACCUGUACUCCCUGUAAAGACAAUGAGUUUGUGUUUGAUGAAUACACAUGCCGCGCCUGUGACCUGGGGGCCUGGCCUACCGACGACUUGACAGGUUGUGAGCCCAUCCCGGUGCAGUACGUGCGUUGGGGAGACCCUGAACCCAUAGCAGCGGUGGUGUUUGCCUGUCUGGGGCUGAUGGCUACUCUGUUUGUUACCUCCAUAUUCAUCAGGUUCUACGACACCCCGGUAGUGAAGUCGAGCAGUAGAGAGCUGUGUUACAUCAUCCUGGCUGGGAUCUGUCUGGGCUAUCUCUGUACCUUCAGCCUCAUCGCCAAGCCCCAUGCUGCACACUGUUACCUACAGAGACUGGGCAUAGGACUGUCCCCUGCCAUGAGCUACUCUGCCCUGGUCACUAAGACUAACCGUAUAGCUCGUAUCCUGGCUGGCAGUAAGAAGAAGAUCUGUACCAAGAAGCCCAGGUUCAUGUCAGCCUGCGCCCAGCUGGUCAUCGCCUCUCUACUCAUCCUGCUACAGCUAGGAAUCAUAGUAGCUCUGUUCAUUAUGGAACCACCACAGGUGAUCUAUGACUACCCCAGUAUCAGUGAGGUCCAUCUGAUCUGCAACCUGACUACAGUCGGAGUAGUGACUCCUCUGGGUUAUAAUGGCCUGCUCAUCCUCAGCUGUACCUUCUACGCCUUUAAGACCCGUAAUGUUCCUGCUAACUUCAACGAGGCUAAGUACAUAGCCUUCACCAUGUACACCACCUGCAUCAUUUGGUUGGCCUUCGUCCCGAUCUACUUUGGCUCCAACUACAAGAUCAUCACCAUGUGUUUCAGUGUUAGUCUCUCUGCUACUGUGGCUCUCGGCUGCAUGUUCGCCCCCAAGGUAUACAUCAUGCUGGCAAAGCCGGAGAAGAACGUACGGAGUGCCUUCACCACCUCCACCCAGGUCCGCAUGCAUGUAGGGGAUGCCAAGACCGCCGCUAACGCUGCCAAACCCAAGACCAUGGCUGGACUCUUCAGAAGGAAGGGCUCUGAAGAAAAUCUCAGCUCCAACGGUAAGUCAGUGUCGUGGUCUCAGAAUGAGCGCAGCGGCUACAGACCCAACCUGUGGAAGAGGAUGUCCAUCCACAUCAAGAAGAAGGAGGAGGUCAACCAGACAGCCAUCAUUAAGCCCUUCUCUAAGGGGGCGGGCACUCCUGACCUCGCCCCCCCCGCCACGCCCCAACUUGGGGACAGGGGGGUCUAUGAUGAACCUCAGGGGGCACAGCAUUACCCACCUGGAACCUACCCCUGCCCUCCCUCGCCUCAUGUUGGAGCAUACCGCCGAUGUCCCUCCUCGCCCUCCCCACUAACCCUUCCCACCGUCAGCCAAAGGGUGGGAGGCUUCCUCCCCUGUCCCUCCUCACCCUCCCCACUAACCCUGCCCACCGUCAGCCAAAGGGUGGGAGGCUUCCUCCCCUGCCCUUCCUCGCCUCACGCUGGAACCUACCACCCAUGUCCCCCCCGGGGGCCUCAGGGGUCCCAGGACGGAGAAGAGGUCAGGGCUCUGCCAUCCUACAUGACAGAGAGGCCUCAGACAAGGGCGUGUGGCGGGGUGGGCAGGAUGGGAGGUGGUAAUAUUGGUUGUGGUGGUAGGGGUGUAGGUAUGGGGGGCAUAGGUGAUAUUGGUGGGGUUGGCAGUAUUGGUAAUACUGGUGUGGGUGAUUUAGACAUGGGUAUAGGUGUUGGUGGCAUAGGUGACAGGGGUAUUGGUGUGGGCACGGUGGGCAGUCAGCCCCAGGGUUCCACCAUCAUGGAUCAGAUUAGUUGUGUGGUGAACCGUUUCACUGCCAACAUCAGCCAGCUCAACAACAUGAUGCUCCCUGGGUCGCCACCGGAGGGUGCUGAAUCCCUUCCUCCGGGUCCAGGCCUCACCCCCGCCCCAUGCCCCCCUCCCUACAUCCUACCCCGCACCAGACAGCCAAAUACCACAGUCACCGCUUACGCUGAAGUAGCAGCCAUCGCCGCCUCUAACCAUGGCAACCCCCGGGUGGGCGGGUCGGUCGGUGUGGUCUAUGGUCCUGGGGGCGGGGUGUGUGGUACGGCGGCGGUGAGAACCACAGAGCUGCUGGAGGAGCUGGCUGCUCUGGCCCCUCCGUCACCGUUUAGAGACUCCUCCCUAGAGUUGCCUGGCGCCACGCCCCCCUCCCUGGCCUCAGAGUCUGCCCUGGGUGAGCCCUGCCCCCCGGGGAAAUAUGACAGACUGAUGCUACGGCACUACAGUCAGAGCUCCUCUUCCCUGUAAACUCCUCCUCCUCAUCCUCCUCUUCCCUGUAAACUCCUCCUCCUCUUCCUCCUCAUCCUCCUCUUCCCUGUAAACUCAUCCUCUUCUUCCUCAUCUUCCCUGUAAACUCCUCCUCCUCAUCCUCCUCUUCCCUGUAAACUCCUCCUCCUCUUCUUCCUCCUCAUCCUCCUCUUCCCUGUAAACUCCUCCUCCUCUUCCUCCUCUUCCCUGUAAACUCCUCCUCUUCUUCCUCAUCUUCCCUGUAAACUCCUCCUCUUCUUCCUCAUCUUCCCUGUAAACUCCUCCUCCUCUACUAGAGAUGUGUUCUGUGGAAUAAGAGGUUAGAAAAUGAAGUUUUGCAUUUGGAGAUUUAGUUGUGCACAGUUGGAGAAACAGGAAAUGAGAGGAGAGCAGUACAACAGUGCUGGAUGAGCUACACAAUAUUUACUCGACUUUAUUUCCUUUCCUUGGAUAAGAGCCAUAGUUUCUCCCCCCUGAGAGUGAUGGGGGGACGCCAGGAGGAGAGACAGGGGGAGGGUCUCAGUACAGCCUCAGUACAGCCACAGUACAGCCACGUAAAGACUGAAGGGCCUCAGGAUCACAGUACAGCCACGUUAAAGACUGAAGGGCCUCAGGACCGUAGUACAGCCACACUGAAGACUGAAGGGCCUCAGGACCGUAGUACAGCCACACUGAAGACUGAAGGGCCUCAGGACCGUAGUACAGCCACAGUAGAGCCACACUAAAGACUGAAGGGCCUCAGGACCGUAGUACAGCCACAGUAGAGCCACACUAAAGACUGAAGGGCCUCAGGACCGUAGUACAGCCACAGUAGAGCCACACUAAAGACUGAAGGGCCUCAGGAUCACAGUACAGCUUCACUAAAGACUGAAGGGCCUCAGGAUCACAGUACAGCCACAGUAGAGCCACACUAAAGACUGAAGGGACUCAGGAAAUCAACACUUAGUUUCCGAGAGCACAGAUGGACGACACAACAUGUGGAUUGUAAUAGUUCAGAGCUAGCUUCUCCUGGUUUAAGGCAUGGUAUCUGGACGCACUGACAGCUGGGCAGUGGGAGGAGCAAUCAUGACUAUGCCACAGCUACAUCACAACCUCGUCCAAUCAGCGGUCACUUCACCAGACUCACUGAGCGAAGACUCACUCAAAUUCAGGCAAGGACUGGGCCUCGGGCCUGUUCUUCUUCCGUUUUAGUCCCUGCUCAAAACAGUGACACUUCUUUCAGUGGAAAUCACUUCCCAGACAAAACCCCCGAAACCGCUACAUCCCUGGCAGUAACACUACAACGUGACAAUAAAUCACCUGACAUCUCUGGGUGGGACGAGUACCAGAGCAGUGCCAACAACUGUGAUGAAAGUUUACCAGAGCUACAUCAGGCCUGUCUUCUAGGACUCCUCCCCCAGCCUGGUUAACUCUUCUAGGACUCCUCCCCCAGCCUGGUUAACUCUUCUAGGACUCCUCCCCCAGCCUGGUUAACUCUUCUAGGACUCCUCCCCCAGCCUGGUUAACUCUUCUAGGACUCCUCCCCCAGCCUGGUUAACUCUUCUUGGACUCCUCCCCCAGCCUGGUUAACUCUUCUAGGACUCCUCCCCCAGCCUGGUUAACUCUUCUAGGACUCCUCCCCCAGCCUGGUUAACUCUUCUUGGACUCCUCCCCCAGCCUGGUUAACUCUUCUAGGACUCCUCCCCCAGCCUGGUUAACUCUUCUAGGACUCCUCCCCCAGCCUGGUUAACUCUUCUUGGACUCCUCCCCCAGCCUGGUUAACUCUUCUAAGACUCCUCCCCCAGCCUGGUUAACUCUUCUUGGACUCCUCCCCCAGCCUGGUUAACUCUUCUAGGACUCCUCCCCCAGCCUGGAUAACUCUUCUAGGACUCCUCCCCCAGCCUGGUUAACUCUUCUAGGACUCCUCCCCCAGCCUAGUUAACUCUUCUAGGACUCCUCCCCCAGCCUGGUUAACUCUUCUAGGACUCCUCCCCCAGCCUGGUUAACUCUUCUAGGACUCCUCCCCCAGCCUGGUUAACUCUUCUUGGACUCCUCCCCCAGCCUGGUUAACUCUUCUAGGACUCCUCCCCCAGCCUGGUUAACUCUUCUAGAACUCCUCCCCCAGCCUGGUUAACUCUUCUUGGACUCCUCCCCCAGCCUGGUUAACUCUUCUAGGACUCCUCCCCCAGCCUGGUUAACUCUUCUAGGGCUCCUCCCCCAGCCUGGUUAACUCUUCUUGGACUCCUCCCCCAGCCUGGUUAACUCUUCUAGGACUCCUCCCCCAGCCUGGUUAACUCUUCUUGGACUCCUCCCCCAGCCUAGAUAACUCUUCUAGGACUCCUCCCCCAGCCUGGUUAACUCUUCUAGGACUCCUCCCCCAGCCUGAAUAACUCUUCUAGGACUCCUCCCCCAGCCUGGUUAACUCUUCUAGGACUCCUAUACAACUACUACUACUGAUACUACUGAUACAACUACUACUACUACUACUACUACUACUGAUACUGAUACAACUACUACUACUGAUACUACUGAUACAACUACUACUACUACUACUACUACUACUACUGAUACUGAUACUACUACUACUACUGAUACUACUACUACUACUACUACUGAUACUACUACUACUACUACUACUACUACUACUACUACUACUACUACUACUACUACUACUGAUACUGAUACUACUACUACUACUACUGAUACUACUACUACUACUACUGAUACUACUACUACUACUACUGUUACUACUACUACUACUACUGUUACUACUACUGAUACUACUACUACUACUGUUACUACUACUACUACUGUUACUACUACUACUGAUGCUACUACUGUUACUACUACUGAUACUGUUACUACUACUACUACUACUACUACUACUGUUACUACUACUGAUACUACUACUAUUACUACUACUGAUACUACUACUACUACUACUGAUACAACUACUACUACUACUACUGAUACUACUACUACUACUACUGUUACUACUACUACUACUGUUACUACUACUACUACUACUACUACUACUGUUACUACUACUACUACUACUACUACUACUACUGAUACUACUACUACUACUGUUACUACUACUACUACUGUUACUACUACUACUGAUACUACUACUACUGUUACUACUACUACUACUGUUACUACUACUACUGUUACUACUACUACUACUGUUACUACUACUACUACUGUUACUACUACUACUAUUACUACUACUACUGAUACUACUACUACUACUGUUACUACUACUACUACUGUUACUACUACUACUGAUACUACUACUACUACUGUUACUACUACUACUACUGUUACUACUACUGAUACUACUACUACUACUGUUACUACUACUGUUACUACUACAACUACUGUUACUACUACUACUACUGUUACUACUACUACUACUGUUACUACUACUACUGAUACUACUACUACUACUGUUACUACUACUACUACUGUUACUACUACUACUGAUACUACUACUACUACUGUUACUACUACUACUACUGUUACUACUACUACUACAACCACUACUACUGAUACUACUACUACUGUUACUACUACUACUACUGUUACUACUACUACUGAUACUACUACUACUACUGUUACUACUACUACUACUGUUACUACUACUACUAUUACAACUACUACUACUACUACUACUACUACUGUUACUACUACUACAACUACUACUACUACUACAACUACUACUACUACUACUACUGUUACUACUACUACAACUACUACUACUACUACUACUACUACUACUACUACAACUACUACUACUACUGCUACUGCUACUACUACUACUGUUACUACAACUACUACUACUACUACUACUACUACUACUACUACUACUACUACUACAACCACUACUACUACUACUACUGUUACUACUACUACAACUACUACUACUACUGCUACUACUGCUUAAAAACUAUACCCCAACAACAGAAUGGUCUGGGUGUGUACCCCAACAACAUAAUGGUGUGGGUGUAUACCAGUCAAUAAAGAAGUAAACAGACCAUAUUAUAUUUAAAAACUUUGCUCACAAAACAGAUCAGUUGUUGUGCCACUUGCGAUGCACAAGCUGAGCAACAAAAAAAGAAGAAAUAAUUAUCUUUUUAAUUUGACUGGACUGAUGCUACCUGAUAACUAGACAGCUUCUUUAAAGUAUUGACCAGGUUGAUACGGAAUGUAAUACUCAGCUUCUCUGGUUCUGAUUCUCUAGAGUUGACUAACUAGUUAUCUGAAUGUACGUGAUUAUUCUUAUUGUUAACUAGUUACUAUCAGGCUGCUUCGCAAGUGGCACCAUGUUCCCUAUUGGUGGCAGCUACGUCUGAGCCCCCCAUAGUGGGAGGCCGCUACGUCUGAGCCCCCCAUAGUGGGGGGCCGCCUCGUCAGUUGAUGUAGACAACUAUAACACUCAGGAUGUGGUAUGAACUUUGAACCAAAAUACUCUACCUGCUCAUACCGUCUUACACACGUACACGCACGCGCGCACGCACACACACACACACGCACACACACACGCACACACGCACGCACACACACACACACACACGCGAUAUGUUAUUUGAUUCUCUGUGAUUGGCUGACUACCUCUAUGUGCUUCAGAUCUGCAUGUUGACAAUACUGUUUUGUAAUAGAAGUGACUCGUAUUUUAUAUAGAAAGGGAACAAUACUGUCGAUUUGGCUUUUUUUGUUGUUGUCAUAUCUUGUAAUAGGGCAAAUUGUUCAACUUUGUUUUUAAGCAUGUUGUAAUAUAUUAAGAAUAUGAUAGAAAUGUGCCAACAGGACAGCUUUGAAAAUGUAUUGGUUUUAUUCUAAUCUUUUUCCAUUUGGAAAUGAUUUUAUAUGUAGGCCUACAUAUGUAGGAUCUUAAUUUGAUCACCCUGUUGCAGGAUAACUUUCCUUAAAACGUGUAGUGUAUUUGAGGUUUUAAAAAGGCUUCAGAAGUUUGAUUUCCACUUUUAAAUUUCAGACUUGAUUUCUCCCUUACGAAAAAAUGUAUCACCCUCUUCAAAAAUGUACGUCAAUUAUAAUCCACAUAAUCAUUCACAUGUCCUGUUGCUGCAGGAUUAUUUUCCUGUUGUAAAAUAAAAAAAACUGGCUCAAAUUAAGAUCCUGCAUCUGUAGUUAGUUGGUACGGACUUUGAUAGCAAUAGCCACAAAUGCUACAGUAUUUUGGCCUACUGUGUAUUACACAUAGUCCUGGCAUCUGUUCCAGGAUGGAGCAAACGGCUAGAUCAAACCUCCUCUCUCAUCAUGUCUUUCUGUUUACAGAGCAGAGAGGAUGUUUAUUAGCCUGAGUGCCAGAUCUGUUUGUGCUAUCACGUUAGUUUGAAGGGUAAGCAGUGGAAAUGGCAUGAGCACAAACUGAUCCGGGAACCAGGCUUAUGUGUUGAUAUGCAGUAUGUUUCAAUGAUCGAUGAUAAUCAAUGAUCGCUCUCGUAUCAACUCUGAGGCGUGUACGGUAACAGAACAUACAGGAUGUUUAUAUUCUAAUUCCGAUACUAAUCAAUGUGUUAUAAUCAAUAAUCCGUAUUGGAUCUGAGUGAUACCUGGUGGUCUUAUCAAUGUGUGCAUGCUGAUCUGUGCCAAUAGCAGAUAUCCUAGAAACUUGUUUGGAUAAUAACUUGUCUGUAUCAUUAUUUUAUACCGUUUAUUAGAGAUCUCAUCUCUCUUUUUCUAUCUCUCUGCCUUUCUGACAACAGACCUUUAGAACAGGGUUUCCCCAACUUGUGGCCCGCGGUUGAUUUUAUUUAGCCUGACAAGUUUUCUGAGCAAAAACGAACGUUUUAUUAUUAUUUGCGAACAUUUUUUUUUUAAUUAUUAUUGUUGGACGUAAAAGACUGUAAAAACAGCAGGACAUCAGAUCCUAGUGAUUUUUUUAUUUAAGAAAUCUGUUAACCAAGUCCUCCCACGCAUAACAAAGAAGAUAUAUGUGAUCUUAUACAAAUGUAAGUAAAGUUUGAAAUGAUUUGUAAUUAUGUUGCUGCCCACCGACCAUCCUCUCAAGAAAACAUCGGCCUGAAUCUAUUUGAUGAUAGAAUAUAGAGUUGUACCUUUGAAUGUUUACUACAGUACUGGUUAUUUCUAUUAGAAUUCAUAUUAAAACUGAGGAGUGGAUCUUGUAA
Molecule: messenger RNA, 10839 nt
Organism: Salvelinus fontinalis (brook trout)
Lineage: Eukaryota; Metazoa; Chordata; Actinopteri; Salmoniformes; Salmonidae
Product: metabotropic glutamate receptor 5-like
Exons: 18
Coding region: 629-4708 (1359 amino acids)
Biological process (GO): regulation of synaptic transmission, glutamatergic; G protein-coupled glutamate receptor signaling pathway; trans-synaptic signaling by endocannabinoid, modulating synaptic transmission
Cellular component (GO): postsynaptic density membrane
Molecular function (GO): adenylate cyclase inhibiting G protein-coupled glutamate receptor activity; G protein-coupled receptor activity involved in regulation of postsynaptic membrane potential
Source: RefSeq, a predicted model, not a curated record